Molecule: messenger RNA, 4789 nt
Organism: Peromyscus maniculatus bairdii (prairie deer mouse)
Lineage: Eukaryota; Metazoa; Chordata; Mammalia; Rodentia; Cricetidae
Gene: Syt14
Product: synaptotagmin 14
Molecular function (GO): phospholipid binding
Source: RefSeq, a predicted model, not a curated record
GUGUUUAUUGUCUUGAUGCUGCUCCUUUUUCUCUAUAUUAAUAAGAAGUUCUGUUUUGAAAAUGUUGGAGGGUUUCCAGAUCUUGGUUCAGGAUACAACACACAGAAGAAUUCACAAGAUAAAAUGUGUAUAGACUAAAUACCCAAUAGAUUUGAGGGAAAAAUAAUGUCUUGCUGCUGUUUUGAUAGCUAUGGAGUGGGAAAAGAUGUCAUUACACUUAAGCCAAGUGAUUUGAUUUUUAUUUUUUCCGGAGGAGUCUUUACUGCAACGUUAUUUCUUCCAAUGCAUAUUGCAUUUACAGAAAGAUUAAAAGACACAGUGUGAAAUACUAUCAUGCUAAUGAUAGCAACAUUUACAUAAAUGUUAAAUUCACAUUCCAAAGUAGUUGAUAUUUUAAGAAGAGAAAAUUCCAUUAUUGCACCUUUUAGGAACAAGGAACUGGAAAAUGGCAUUUUUCAAAAGUUUUCAGCAGAAUCUACCUUCAGUGUCCUCCCUGGUAGACACAAUCAGUAGUGCUGUAGAAGAUUUGAGCACUGCAGUUGGGGAAGUCAGCUAUGCAUUUACUGACUCAGUUGCUGGGCAGGUAGCAAGUAUGAUGCAUGGCUUGUGCCCAGAGGAGGAAAGCUGCACAGCAGAAGAGGCUGCAGGGUCUUCUAGAGCCAAAAGUGCAGUUUUGUGGGAUACUUCCAAAAACAGUGCUUGUCAGAAAACACAGUCUGAUGUAGAGCACAAAGCAAAGCAAAUAAUCUGUUGUGACACUUCAGCUCCACCAAAGCAAGACCAAGAAAUGCAUGAACAGGGAUAUUAUAUGCGUGAUGGGCAGUGGACACCCUCAGAAUACACAGAAACUGGAGAGGCUGGUAGCUCUGCUUUGCAAGGCUUCGUGAAUGAUGGGAUGUCAGCUGUCAAGCAGAAAGUGGGGGAUGCACCCACGGGUCAUGAACUGGAACAUCCUGACAAAGGUGAGAUAGCUGGAGUAGGAAGCUCCAGGAAUGAUCAGAGUUCUGUAAAGGAGGUAAGUUAUCUAGAAGUGAAAGGACGUCUGAACACCAGUGGACAAAAUGUUGUGUCUGAGCAGAAGUACAUGGCUACAGGUGACUCUAAAGGCAGACUGCAGUCUGUGCCUGUGGGAAGAGAGCAAGAGAAAUUGGGGAACGUCACUAAAAGUAAACAUCUUCCUAAUGUCGAGCAUUCUGAUCACUUACAAAAAGCGAAAAAACAUAGUAAACGUGAUGGAGUCAAAGGGAAUGAAUGUUCAGGAAACGAAUGUUCUCCAGAAGAUAACACAAGAAACCAUAGACACAGGGAGCAGAAAUCCGUUGUGAGGGAAUACACACGUUCAGCUCCAUCAACAAAUUGUAAAAUUAAGUUUCCUGGGAAAAUCAAAGAAAAAAUAAAUCCAACAAAAUCCUACAAAGUGAAAGGAGACAUAAAAACAAAGAAAAAUGAAGCUAAUUCUGCUAAGAGAGGAACAGCCAAGAGUAAAGUUGGCAAAUAUUCUAAGAUAUUACCAGAAAAAGAUAAUUCCUACAUGGACAGAGAUGAGCCUGGUUCAUCCUCUGAAAGUGAAGAUGAAGCGCUGGGUAAAUAUCAUGAGGCCUUAUCCAGAACACACACUUCCAGGUGGCCAUUGGUGGAUUCUAGACAAAAGAACUAUGCCUGGGAAACAAGGCAAAAAUACAGCCCUUUGUCUGCAGAGUAUGAUGGGUACAGCAGUGAAGCAUCCAUAGAAGACGGAAACUGCAUUCAGAGAAUGAGAAGGACACCUCCAUUGGAUGAGCUACAGCCACCACCUUACCAAGACGACAGUGGUUCUCCUCACCUCUCUUGCACACCCUCUGAAAUUGGGGAUGGGAAGUGUGAAAUUUCCCACUGCAGCAACAGCCCACGGUGUUCUUUCAACAAGUGCCCCAGUGAAGGAAGCACAGGACACGAGGCAGAGAGUUUUCACAAUAAAGGAUAUGAAGAUGAUGUCCCUAGUGACAGCACGGCAGUCCUCAGCCCCGAAGACAUGUCAGCUCAAGGAUCCUCCUCACAGCUUCCUAAACCUUUUGAUCCAGAGCCAGAAGCUAAAUAUGGCACACUGGAUGUGACUUUUGACUAUGACUCACAAAGACAGAAGCUUCUGGUAACGGUGACAGCUGUCACAGACAUUCCAACAUAUAACAGGACAGGUGGCAACUCGUGGCAGGUACAUCUUGUUCUUCUACCUAUAAAGAAACAGAGAGCCAAAACCAGCAUCCAGAGAGGACCAUGCCCUGUCUUCACAGAAACAUUCAAAUUUAACCACGUUGAAUCGGAGAUGAUCGGAAACUAUGCAGUUAGGUUUAGACUGUAUGGUGUCCAUCGUAUGAAGAAAGAAAAGAUUGUGGGGGAAAAGAUUUUUUAUUUAACAAAAUUGAAUCUUCAAGGGAAAAUGUCAUUACCGGUGAUAUUGGAACCUUCUUACAAUCCUUCUGGCUGUGACUCACAGGUGAGCUUGUCAGAGGUCUCCUGUGGUGAAAGCACAUCCUCCUGUCAAUCUCUGGAGCACGGCUCCGUUCCAGAGAUCCUCAUUGGGCUCCUUUACAACGCCACCACUGGAAGACUGUCCGCAGAAGUCAUCAAAGGCAGCCACUUCAAAAACCUGGCAGCAAACAGACCACCCAAUGGACUGUUCUGUUGUCUAAAACACUUGAUAGGUGGACAGGUUUAUAUAAUCCGAGAUACAUAUGUUAAGUUAACACUGCUGAAUUCCAUGGGCCAAGAGAUGUCCAAAUGCAAGACAUCCACCCGCAGAGGGCAGCCAAACCCGGUGUACAAGGAAACUUUUGUUUUUCAAGUGGCCUUGUUUCAACUUUCCGAUGUGACUCUGAUACUGUCUGUGUAUAACAAGCGCAGCAUGAAAAGAAAGGAGAUGAUAGGCUGGAUUUCCUUAGGUCUGAACAGCUCUGGGGAGGAGGAGCUCAGACACUGGACUGCAAUGAAGGAGUCCAAGGGACAACAAGUGUGCAGGUGGCAUGCCCUGCUGGAGUCCUGAGGAAGGCAGCUGUAAGCCGGCACUGCCAUUGUUUCCUGGUCGCCAUCAGAGGAGCCAUCCCUGGAGAGUCCUGUCAGCACCCUGCCACAGUGCUUCACCCUUGCAAAAGGAAGGACUGUCCAGUGCUGAGCUGAGGGGGGGAGAUGUCAGUAGUGCUCAGCAGUCCUCCAGAGACUGAACAACAGCUUUUGAUUCAAAGUUUAUUUAGUGAAAGAGCUAGGAAUCUCAUGGAGAUUGUGAUUUUAAAACCAGAAUUUCCAUUGCAGCAGUAUGUAUCAUCACCCACAUGCUAUCCACAAAGCAUUAUGAUGGCCAGUCCUUGGGCAGAUCUCAGUGAUCACAGUCAUAUCUCAAGGUUAUUCACACUGAUGACAGUUUCAUUGCAGAUAUGUUCUCUGUGCCUCAGCCUUUCUUUAUAGUUCUAAACCCAAGUGCAAAAUUCCCUGAAGGGAAGUGUAAGGCUGGUUUCUUUGAAGUUUAUUUCUUUAUAUCCUUCUUUUUUCUGAUCCAAAGAGACCAUGUCCCAUUAGUCCCUUAUAAAAUUUUCUGACUGUACUGCAGAAACUUUAUGUUCAAGCCCUUUGUACACUAUGUGUUCUAGUGUAGAAAAUGGUAGAGCAAAGCUCUCAUUUGGAAUUCUUUCAGUGGUCAGUUUUUACAGCUGUGUGAAGUGGCAGACACUGUAGAUAGCUGUUGAAAAUGGAAGACAUUCUAGUUAAAAGGAAUUUUGACUAUUUGUUCAUUGUCCAGUCUUCAACGGGAGUAAAGCAGGUAGCACCAAAACAGAAGCUCCUGGAGUCCUCACUCACUCACUACCAUUUCUUCGUGGUUUUCAGCUUUAAUCCAGUUAAGAUCAUUCUGGAAUCCCUUGUGCUCUAGUGAUUUGUGCUGUGUUUUGUGACGUCUUCAGCAUGAUGUCACUCUGUGCCUUUUCAUGCAAGUUGACCUUGCUUACACAGCUGGGAAGCCGUAUUUGCAAAUUUGGACUUCAGCACUCAUAGAUGUGAAGGUCCUUGGCAAUGCCAUGUCGUUGCCCUGCUCUGCAGUGUGUGAGGCUGUGCACUGUGCUGGCCUACUUGUGACUGAGCACUUUCCUGUCUUGUUUUCAUAUUUAGAAACCAUAGGCCAAUUGGAUAUAAUAUAAGCUAUUUUCUUCUAAUUUUUCUUCUUACAUAACAUAAAAUUUUAUGCAUAUACUGUGCUAGAGUAUUUCUUUUUGCUCUUUCUCAUUUCUAGUUAAACUAGACAAAAAUGUAUUAUUUACCAAUUAGUGAAAAGCUGUAUCACGGUUCCAAUCCCAGCUGAGCACUCUGGACUGUUACUGUGAACUAGAACUCAUCAGUACCAUACUAGCAGAGCCACACACUGAUUUAUUAAAAUGUGGCAGUAUGAAAGGCCUUAAACAAACACACACACACAAGACCAUGAACUUCUACAUUUUUAGCUUAAAAGAAGGCAUCUCUAUGCUUUCAAACACAGCAUUUUAAGAGGAAAAAAAAUACAAAUAGGAAGUGUGGAGUUAGUUUAAAAGCAGAAAUUUCAGAGCCCAGCAUGGUGGCUCAUCUCUGUAAUCCUAGCACUUGGGAGGCUGAGGCAGAAGGAUUGCUGUGAGUUUGAGGCUAGCCUGGGCUAUGUAGUUCCAGACCAUCCUGGACUACAUAGUGAAAAAAAAAAAGUUGCAUUCAAAACUGUCAGGGCCAGGGAGUGGGCUCAGCCACUUAAAGGCUAGGUUCACAACCAAAAAUUAAAAAAAAAAAAAAAAAAAAAAAA